GAACCGACCCGGAUUAAAAUAUUACGCUACCAAAAGACAAUAAUAGCCUCAGCAUGAUCCAAUCUCUCUCCAGAAUCCCCAAAUCGAGUUCUCUCCUCCGUCUGCACUUCUCCGAUCGCCCUAAGCUAUUCUCGGACUCUAAGCUUAAGGUUCAAGAAGGUCUUUUUUUUUUUUUUUUUUUUUAAUAUAAGCUGAGCCGCGGAGGGGUUGACCUUAAAUGUCUCGGACUAGAGAUCGCGAGUAGUGUAUUAUUUUAUGGAAGAUCAGAAUUUUUUUGUUGGUCAAGAAUUUCGUGAUGUCAAAGCCUUCCGUAGUGCAAUCAAAGAGGCUGCUAUUGCACAACACUUUGAGCUUCGUAUCAUAAAAAGUGACCUUGUCCGUUACAUUGCAAAAUGCGCAUCAGAAGGAUGUCCAUGGCGCAUACGUGCAGUUAAGCUUCCAAAUGCCCCUACGUUUGCAAUACGAAGCCUUGAAGGAGCGCAUAGCUGCGGAAAAAAUGCACAAAACGGGCAUCAUCAGGCUUCCGUGGAUUGGAUUGUGAAUUUUAUAGAGGAACGACUUCGCCAGGAUAUAAAUUACAAGCCAAAAGAUAUUUUGCAUGAUAUCUAUGAACGAUAUGGGAUAACGAUACCAUAUAAGCAAGCAUGGCGAGCAAAGGAGCGUGGGCUGCAAGCUAUAUAUGGUUCAUCUGAAGAAGGAUACUGUCUUCUACCAGCAUACUGUGAGCAACUAAGAAAGGCCAACCCGGGAAGUGUUGCAGAUGUAUUUACUGCUGGUGCCGAUAAUCGCUUUCAACAGCUGUUUAUCUCAUUUAGUGCUUCUCUGUGUGGAUUCCUUAAUGGUUGUUUACCAAUCAUUGGACUUGGUGGAUUCCUGCUUAAGAGUAAAUACCUUGGCACCCUACUGUCAGCCACCUCUUUCGAUGCUGAAGGUGGUUUGUUUCCACUUGCCUUUGGUGUUGUUGAUGUGGAGAACGAUGAAAGCUGGAUGUGGUUCUUAUCUCGGUUGCAGAAGGCAUUAGAGAUGAAUAGUAGCCAGAUACCUGAGUUUGUCUUUAUAUCUGAUAGGCAGAAAGCCAUCACAGAUGCUGUGGAAAGAAAGUUCCCCAAAUCUUCUCAUGCAAUUUGUAUGCGGUACUUGAGUGAAAGCAUUGCUAAAGAGUUCAAGAAUUCCAGGCUUGUAAAUCUCCUGUGGAAAGCUGCAUAUGCCACCACCACUAGUGGUUUUAAAGAAAAAAUGGGAGAAAUCGAGGAAGUUUCUUCAGAUGCAGCAAAGUGGCUUCAGCAGUAUCCUCCUUCGUGUUGGGCAUUGAUGCAUUUUGAAUCAACACGAUAUGGUCAUUUCUCUUCCAACACUGAAGAGUUCAAUCAAUGGAUUCACGAGGCCCAGGAGCUUCCCAUAAUUCAGGUGAUCGAACGGAUUCACAGUAAAAUAAUGGACGAGUUUGAGGCACGUCGUGCAAAGAGUAAUGCAUGGUUUUCCUUUCUUGCCCCAUCCACCGAGAGGCGGGUUUUGGAGGCCAUGGACUCCGCUUCCAAAUAUCAAGUACUAAGAUCAGAUGAAGUAGAAUUUGAAGUCAUAUCAGGCGAACGAUCAGACAUUGUGAAUAUUGGCACCCAUUCUUGUUCUUGUCGCGACUGGCAGCUGUAUGGGAUACCCUGUUCUCACGCCAUCGCUGCCAUCAUCUCAUGCGGAAAAGAUGUAUACGCCUUCACGCAGAAAUACUUCACCACUGAAAGUUAUCGCGCAACUUAUGCAGGAGAGGUGCGCCCCAUCCCUGAUAAGAUUGCUUGGAAGAAAGAAGGCGAGCUCACGAUAAACGAUGAUGCCCGCAUUGUCCGGCCUCCAAAAUUUCGUCGGCCGCCUGGCCGGCCUGAAAAAAAGCGACUGUGUGUUGAGGAUCUGAAUCGAGAAAAGCACACUGUCCAUUGUAGCCGGUGCAAUCAAACGGGGCAUUACAAGACAACCUGCAAAGCUGAGGCUGUGAAGAGUAUUGAACAGUUUUAGAUGUUUUAGUUCUGCAAAACUGCAACAUAUAUAAUACU
Messenger RNA from Ipomoea nil (Japanese morning glory), 2045 nucleotides. RefSeq lists its product as uncharacterized. The transcript has 2 exons. Gene Ontology annotation, molecular function: zinc ion binding. The record is from RefSeq and is a predicted model, not a curated record. Bases 256 to 2007 code for a protein of 583 amino acids. Lineage: Eukaryota; Viridiplantae; Streptophyta; Magnoliopsida; Solanales; Convolvulaceae.